Messenger RNA from Penicillium waksmanii, 3807 nucleotides. RefSeq lists its product as uncharacterized. Gene Ontology annotation, molecular function: ATP hydrolysis activity; ATP binding; P-type calcium transporter activity. Bases 1 to 3807 code for a protein of 1268 amino acids. Lineage: Eukaryota; Fungi; Ascomycota; Eurotiomycetes; Eurotiales; Aspergillaceae. Gene Ontology annotation, biological process: calcium ion transmembrane transport; intracellular calcium ion homeostasis. The transcript is spliced from 5 exons. Gene Ontology annotation, cellular component: membrane; intracellular membrane-bounded organelle. The record is from RefSeq and is a predicted model, not a curated record.
AUGGCUUCGUCUUCUCGUAACGAUUCGUCACAACAGGGCUCAUUCCUAAGCCCUGUUGUCAUGAAAAAUCCUUCUGGCAGAGAGCGCUCGCUCUCUGUUGCAUCUACAGCAGGAUCAUCUUCAUGGACUGGUGCGACGGCGGACCUUAUCCAAAGCCCAAUGUCUCCAAGAUCAUCCUUCCCGCCAGACAUAGCGUUGUAUUCGGAUCCAGAUCGCCUCACAGUUUCUCAUGCCUCGCAUCGACCCUUGAUGUCUAUUGACGGCUCCACGCUGCGUCCACAGUCUAUUUCGUUUGCGUCGACCGUGGACGCAUCCGUUCGCUCGGGGGCUGGCUCAGAUACUGGUUAUCAAGCUCAUAUGGAUCACGCAGUAUAUGAUGAUGCGCCAUUUCCCGAAGCAUUAAUGCCAGACGCUCGUGAUAAGGCCGAUUUCAACGUUGAUAAUAAUCGCUUUGCAUUUUCGCCGGGUCAUCUGAAUAAGAUGCAGAGCCCCAAGUCUCUCGCUGCCUUCCAUGCCCUAGGUGGCUUGCAAGGUCUGGUAUGGGGACUGCGGACGGACAUUAAUACUGGUCUGUCAGUUGACGAGAGUCGCCUGGACGGCACAAUCGAUUUUCAACAAGUGUCACCGCUAUAUAACAGGAAGUCUUCUAUCAGCAAAGCUUCCCUAGAAACCGAGUCCACACUCAUCUCGGCACCAGUAGCAACUGGCAAUGGCCUACUUUUUGAAGACCGCAUCCGUGUCUUCGGCCAAAAUCGGCUUCCCGCUCGAAAGUCCACUGGGUUCUUGAAGCUCUUUUGGAUUGCUUAUAAUGAUAAGAUUAUUAUUUUGCUGACUAUCGCCGCUAUUGUGUCUUUGUCCCUGGGAAUAUAUGAGAGUGUGGAUGGGGGCACGGGCGUUGAGUGGGUGGAAGGGGUGGCUAUUUGCGUGGCCAUUUUGAUCGUCACCAUCGUCACGGCUGCCAACGACUGGCAGAAGGAAAGACAAUUUGCGAAACUAAACAAGCGAAACGACGACCGCGAGGUAAAAGUGAUCCGCUCGGGCAAGUCUAUGAUGAUAUCUGUUUACGAUAUCAUGGUCGGCGACAUCCUGCAUCUAGAGUCUGGAGACUCCAUCCCUGCUGAUGGUAUCUUGGUAUCUGGCUAUGGCGUGAAAUGCGACGAGUCAUCUGCUACAGGCGAGUCAGAUCAGAUGAAAAAGACCAACGGACAGGACGCCUGGCUGCAGAUUAUUGAGGGUCGAGCGACAAAGAAGCUUGACCCUUUUCUGAUCUCCGGAAGCAAAGUUCUUGAAGGAGUGGGCACAUAUCUGGUUACUAGUGUCGGUCCAUAUUCCACGUAUGGUCGGAUUAUGAUGUCACUGCAGACGUCGAACGACCCCACUCCGCUCCAGGUGAAGCUAGGACGGCUUGCAAACUGGAUUGGAUAUCUUGGCUCAGCUGCUGCCAUUAUACUAUUCUUUGUCCUCUUGUUCCGAUUUAUAUCCGACCUUCCGAAUCACCCCAAUACGGGCCCUGCUGAGAAGGGCAAGGAAUUCGUAGAUAUUUUGAUUGUUGCCGUGACUGUUAUUGUUGUUGCCAUUCCAGAGGGCUUACCAUUGGCAGUGACGCUUGCCCUGGCUUUUGCCACAACCCGCAUGGUAAAAGAAAACAAUCUCGUUCGAGUUCUUCGUGCCUGUGAAACAAUGGGCAAUGCUACCGUGAUUUGCUCUGACAAAACAGGCACUUUGACCCAGAACAAGAUGACCGUGGUCGCUGGUACCUUGGGCUCCGAUCAAACGUUCGGCUUUGCGUCGGAGACUGAUAAUGAUAGGGGUACGCAGACCACGUCGGAGGUCUUUCAACGGUGCUCGCCCUUGGUGCGCAGUCUCAUCACUAAGAGCGUUGCAUUGAACUCGACUGCAUUCGAACAGGAACGAGAUGGCUGCAAGGAGUUUGUGGGGAGCAAGACUGAAGUCGCACUUCUGCAGCUUGCACAGGUCUAUCUGGGCAUGGAUCUUGCAUCAGUGCGAGGGUCUGCUGAAAUUAUUCAGCUUAUUCCGUUCGACGCCGCACGAAAGUGCAUGGGUGUUGUAUACUUUCAAUCUGAUGCAGGAUAUCGCCUCCUUGUCAAGGGGGCAGCCGAAAUUAUGGCUAAUUCCUGCAGUAUGAAAAUCACCGAUAUUGAUAUGUCUAAAGAGAAAGUUCAUGUAGAGUCACUGGAAAAGUCUGACAGACAAAAUAUCAUGAGGACCACCAAUCAAUACGCCCAAGGAUCUCUUCGGACAAUUGGAUUGGUGUACAGGGAUUUUGAUGUCUGGCCACCAAAGCAGGCUCAAAAAUUUGAUGACGAUCCGUCUGCCGCUAACUUCGAUGAUGUCUUCCGAGACAUGACUUGGAUUGGAGUUGUGGGAAUUCAGGACCCUCUUCGACCCGAGGUUUUGCCGGCGAUCCGCAAGUGUCAUUCUGCAGGAGUGCAGAUCAAAAUGGUGACGGGGGAUAAUGUUGCCACUGCCAUCGCUAUUGCAUCAUCCUGUGGAAUCAAGACUGAAAAUGGGCUGGUCAUGGAAGGUCCUCAGUUUCGGCAACUGACAGAUGAGGAGAUGGACCUUGUGAUUCCCCGCCUGCAGGUGUUGGCGCGUUCAUCUCCCGAGGACAAACGUAUAUUGGUGGCACGGCUCAAGGCUCUUGGCGAAACAGUCGCAGUCACAGGGGACGGCACGAAUGAUGGGCCUGCUCUGAGGACCGCGGAUGUGGGCUUCUCCAUGGGAAUAUCUGGCACUGAGGUUGCCAAGGAAGCUAGCUCCAUCAUCCUUUUGGAUGACAACUUCAAGUCCAUCAUUACGGCCAUUGCUUGGGGACGAGCGGUCAAUGACGCUGUUGCCAAGUUUUUGCAGUUCCAGAUCACGGUCAACAUCACGGCCGUUAUCUUGACCUUUGUUUCGUCUGUGUCCAAUAGCUCUAAUAGCAGUGUCCUGAACGCUGUGCAGCUGCUUUGGGUAAACCUGAUCAUGGAUACUUUUGCGGCCUUGGCCUUAGCCACCGACGCUCCCACAGAGAAAAUCUUGAAUCGCAAACCUGUGCCUAAAAGUGCUUCACUGUUUACUUUGACCAUGUGGAAGAUGAUUCUUGGACAGACAGUUUACAAACUGGCUGUUAUCUUCAUCCUCUACUUCGCCGGAGACAAACUUCUCGGCGCGCACCUCGAUAAUUCAGAUCUUGAUCAUCGAUCAAAGCAAUUAGCUACAGUCGUCUUUAACACAUUCGUAUGGAUGCAGAUCUUCAACAUGUUCAACAAUCGUCGCCUCGAUAACAAAUUCAAUAUCUUCGAAGGCAUGUUCCGAAACUACUGGUUUCUGGGCAUAACCGCCAUCAUAAUUGGUGGCCAAGUCAUGAUCAUAUGCGUUGGCGGCGCGGCCUUCGGCGUGACCCGAAUCAGUGGCAUUCUCUGGGCCAUUUGCCUUAUAUGUGCCCUUGGGUGUCUUCCAUGGGCCGUCAUUCUGCAUAUCAUUCCAGAUCGUCAUUUCGGAGUUCUAUUUAACGCAGUAGUUGACGGGAUGACGCUUAUAUUGCGGCCGUUCCUGAAGGGAACUAACGCCCUUCUUCGCAGCACGAAAAUAUUUCUGUUGCCUUUGAAACGAUUUACCCAUCGGGUCUUCUCUCGGCACAAAACAGAAAAUGAUGAUUCAACGACUCACGAGCUAUCUAGUGUGUCAAUUGCCGAUGAAGAAACACCUACUCUACCUGAGCCCACUCAAGAGGAAAACACUGAGCGGCCACAGACACCACCGGGGUUAGCGGUGCCCCCGAUUACUUUUACGGUUUCACCUUGA